This is a messenger RNA of Lathyrus sativus (Indian pea), 411 nucleotides long. NCBI's taxonomy places the organism in Eukaryota, Viridiplantae, Streptophyta, Magnoliopsida, Fabales, Fabaceae. The record is from the annotation of a GenBank genome assembly.
AUGGCUCGUACAAAGCAAACAGCUCGAAAAUCAACCGGCGGCAAGGCUCCCCGGAAGCAGCUAGCAACAAAGGCCGCUAGGAAAUCAGCUCCGGCAACCGGCGGAGUGAAGAAGCCACACAGAUUCAGGCCAGGAACAGUUGCCUUGAGAGAGAUCCGUAAGUACCAGAAGAGCACCGAGCUUCUGAUCCGAAAACUUCCUUUCCAGCGUCUUGUUCGUGAAAUCGCUCAAGAUUUUAAAACGGACCUGAGGUUCCAGAGCAGUGCUGUUUCGGCUCUUCAAGAAGCUGCUGAGUCUUACUUGGUUGGACUGUUUGAAGAUACAAAUCUGUGCGCAAUUCAUGCUAAGAGAGUUACCAUCAUGCCUAAGGACAUUCAACUUGCAAGAAGAAUCAGAGGCGAAAGAGCUUAG